Molecule: messenger RNA, 1072 nt
Organism: Phaeodactylum tricornutum CCAP 1055/1
Lineage: Eukaryota; Bacillariophyta; Bacillariophyceae; Surirellales; Neidiaceae
Exons: 1
Coding region: 168-1043 (291 amino acids)
Biological process (GO): water transport; transmembrane transport
Cellular component (GO): membrane
Molecular function (GO): water channel activity
Source: RefSeq, a predicted model, not a curated record
UAGUCAUUAGAAAGUCGGCAUGCGCUUAUUGCAAGCAGGGAAGACCAGUUGCCGUUAAUAUCAAUUGUAGCAUUGACCCGUUACAAUUGUAUACACAGUCAAACAAACAUAAGGUUGUCUCGCUACUACUUCCUUUCAUUUCCCACUUUUAAAUUUUGUUUGAAAUCAUGGUCAAGGACUACGUCGAAGCGUUUUCAGCCUUCAUGAUGGACUUCAUCUCCUUCAUUCCACCUGGUCUGAGUAUCUGUAUCGCCCUGUCCUUUAUUGAGGGCGGCAAGUACUUUAAGUCGUUCCGUCACGAGUUUUUCGGAACGAUGCUCAUGAUCGGAGCGACCUUUAGUGCCGGCAAAUGGAUCGGCAAGGAAAGUUUGCGCAUGGCGUGGACGUCGCAUGGUUUGGGUGUGAUCGCUGCCGACUACCUGGGCGGCGGCCCCCAUGUCAACCCUGCUGUCACCAUGUCCAUGUGGUGCCUGGGAAAAGUCAGUUACACGGAAGCCUUUGUGCGUGUGGCUGCACAACUCGGUGGUGGUCUCAUUUCUUUCCCACUGUAUCACGCCAUCUCCAACGCCAUGGAUUUGGAACCCUUUGGUGGACCGGAAUUCAAUAUUCCUGACGAUACCAAGCACGCCACUGAAGCUUUUCUGUCCGAGUACGUGGCAACCAUGCUGCUCAUGUUCACAAUUUACAUUUUGAACUGGGAAAUGAAUUUCGGAACCUACCACUACCUUAUUAAACAAUCCUUGACGGCCAUUGCAAUUCGCUCCUUGAUUGAAGGAUUUCCUACGGCGGGUCCGGCCAUGAAUCCCAUGUUGGCGACGGCAUGGGAUGUCUUUGGGGUGGGUUCAACCUUUGAAUAUCCCAGCGACUUUCAGCAUUAUUUUGUCUACUGGAUUGCGCCCUGGAUGGCCGCCAUUACGGCGAGUAUGCUCUACGUCAUUUACGCCGGUGGCACCGUCUUUGGUGUAAAACUGCCGAUUGGUCCCUUUAAGAAACAGUCCCCCUCUGCGCAAACGACCAAGACCACUGCCAAGAAGACUAACUAAACUGGAAAUAACUAAAAUUUUCCGUGCGC